AUGCUUCAUACUGUCUACGACAUCAAUCCGGCUCGUCUGAACUCCAUCAUGCCCGCCCUCCAGUGGAUGGAGGACGAUCCGGCCUUCCUUGAACAUCGAGAGCGUCGCUUCGAACGAGAUGACCCUCCCCCGCCUUAUUCGUCACGCAGUACCACGAGAGAACCAACGCCUGGCCCAUUCCCCCAAACCCAGGGCGACAUCGAUUUCGCCGAACUUCUUCGCCAGCCGUUGAGCGACCAUGAGAUCGACUUGAUCCGAUACACAUUUCGGCAUAGCGGAUAUGGCCCAGGCGAUCGAUAUAACGACGAAGAGGGUCAAGAGAAGGAGCGGAUCGAUCGAGCAUGGGGUAGACGGGAUGCAAAUUACGUUCCGCUCUAUCGUGGACCUGAUCUGAUCGGGCGUCCGGGACAACAGAGGGAAUACAUCAUGAUCCGACACAGCAUCAAAAAGCGAUGGCAACAACUGGGAGUCUGGAACCCCGCAUGGGGAGUUCCAACCGGCGAAUUUGGAGGGUUUGGGAAUGAUGAUGGGCCUAAGUCCUGGCCGUGGUGGGAUUCACGAGAUAAGGAAACACCUGAAAGCCGUGCGAUUCGACGAUAUCUUCUGAAGCAAGCCCACGGGAACGAGACUCUCACGCCGCACCCCCCAGAGGCCGACGGUAUAGCUGAGGUCCCGGUAGACGAUGAUGAGUCACCGAUUACGAGCCGGCCUUGGUUCACGUGGGCUCUGGAGGUUGCAGAGGAAGAGGUGAGACUGCGGCGCAACCCAGACAGAACGGAGACCUAUAUAUCAGCACGGGCUAAUGUGACAGCUCGGUGGAAAGAGAAGGGAUGGUGGAAAGACAGCUGGAGUAACAAUCUGCCCCGAGACUCUGAAUGGAGAGACUUGCCGGGAUGGAAAUGGAAAUAUGAAUCCCCGUCACCAGAACCUCCGGAUCCAAAUGACAUGGACUUUACCCCGUCCGAGAUUGACGCGAUGGAAGCGAUACGCCUUCCUACACCGUCACCACCACCGAAGC
This is a messenger RNA of Exophiala dermatitidis NIH/UT8656, 1018 nucleotides long. RefSeq lists its product as uncharacterized. The transcript has a single exon. The record is from RefSeq and is a predicted model, not a curated record. NCBI's taxonomy places the organism in Eukaryota, Fungi, Ascomycota, Eurotiomycetes, Chaetothyriales, Herpotrichiellaceae. The annotation marks the transcript as partial.